ACUUUACACUUUAGUGAAGUGAAGUUAAACAAGUUGUCAGUAAAGAGAAUUAUCAAAGUAAUGUAACGGCGGUUAACAGGUGGGAGGGUGCAACGACCCACAACUGGAAACGGCUGCAACUGUGUAGCUGUGCUAAUUACUAACCGAGACAUUCCGGUGUAGGAUUUUUUUGAGGGUUGAAAAGUAGGUCUUCUGUAAGUAGAGCGUCUAUGGCUUCGGGUGUCCUUUCGCUGAGCGCAGGUUCAGGAUUUGUGGCGAUGUCUGAGGAACCCGUAUUUACUCAGCUCAGACCCAUGCUCAGAGAUAUGGGGGGCAGUGGUGUUGGGGACUCGCUGCUUUUCGGGUCAUUUAGUAAGAACCCAACUGUUCGUACAGUCCUGGGGGAUGAGCUGGCUGAGACAAGGACUGAGAUGGAGAAGUACUUGACACCACAGUCUGUUCCUCCCCCACCACCUCAAGUAUGCAGUAUCCAGGAGAAGAAGUUCAGAAGAGACGGAAGAGACGGCACUUCUGUGAUUGACCAGUAUUUCAUCAACAAUGAAGGAAGUUCCCACUACAGCAUCAACAUGAACGUUUUCCUGCCAGACACCACACAUCUGAGGACUGGCAAUUACAAGUUGCAGAGACUGCCAGUGACUCAGAUAAAGACUGAACCAGAUAUUGACUUCACCCAGCAAAGUCUAACUAGUAACAGUCAGGCACUGCCAGAGUUUACUAGUGUUUUUAGUUCACCUUCACCAACUGACCUAAAUGACAUUUACAUUAAGCAAGAGCUUCCUUCACCAGAAAUUCAGCUUGCUGAUGAUGCUCAACAGGGUAAUCUGUACCAGUAUUUGAGUUCUCCAGAGCUAGAUAUGCCUAUUUCUACAACUUGUCCAUCGGCCAUUGGUUCUUUGAACAGUGUGUCUAUGUCUGCAGCUAUGGCAAACCUCAGUAAUCUUUCAUCUGGUCAGCAGAACACAAUGAAACCAUUCCACAACAUGCAUUCUUGUCCUUAUGCAAUGUCUACUCACUUUGUUCAACAACAUGCUACUUAUUUCCCACCUUCUCCUCCCAGCUCUGAGCCAGGCAGUCCAGAUAGGCAAGCAGAAUUGUUGCAGAACUUAAAACCGCCACCCUCGUAUGCUGAUAGUAUUGCAUCUAAGUUGGUAUGUCAGAAUCUAUCCACUGCUAUGUCUGGAAUUUCACAGAAUGUUCCCACAAUGCGAUAUAACCGUAGGAACAAUCCAGACCUUGAGAAAAGGCGCAUUCAUUAUUGCGAUUAUCCUGGUUGUACAAAGGUCUAUACUAAAUCUUCACAUUUAAAAGCUCAUCUUAGAACUCACACAGGUGAGAAGCCAUAUAAAUGCACAUGGGAAGGCUGUGAUUGGCGAUUUGCUCGCUCUGAUGAGUUGACUCGUCACUACAGAAAACACACUGGAGCAAAGCCCUUUCAGUGUGCUGUAUGUAGCCGUAGUUUCUCUCGGUCUGACCAUCUAGCUCUGCAUAUGAAGAGACAUCAGAAUUAAGUUGAACUUCCCUGAAUCUUAAUUUCUAUGGAAUUUACACUGCCAUUACAGGCAUUUGCUGCAUAGUUGGGGUAGCUUUGUCGUAUUUUGGCGAAUUCCCUAACCAUCUAAGAAGAAACCUGGAAGUUGUACACUUGUAACUUGGGAGGAAACGGGGAUGAUAUUGUAUUCAGUAUAUAAAAAUAUGCAAAAAUGUGUUUAACUCAAUUAUUUGGGAAGGUAAUCAUGUUUGCAGCUUCUGCGUAAUUUGCUAUACUUAGCAGUUUUCACCUUUGUUUAGUGCACUCUGUAAUUGGUUAUAUCUUUGCAAAUGACUGCAUUGAGCAUUCUGUGAUAUUUUGACCAAAACAUUGCUCACUGUAGCAGUGUUUAGUAAAUUAAAAGGAGGGGUAGAAAGUAGGCACACUAAAGACAAAGAUUAACCACCUGGCUAAACAGGUGGAAGAAAUGCAUGAAACAUAUGCUUUAAAUGUUUUGCUAAUUUUGUUUAAAAGCCGCUUUUACUUUUAAUGCAGUAUUCCUGCCAGAUGCAGGUGAACCUGCUUUGAGUAAUUAAGUACUCUGCUCUGGUUUUGAAAACGGCUUUGGUAGCACAAUGUCCUCUAAUUUUGCAACAUUUAUUGGCUUGUUAAGGACAGGGCUUGCAGUUGCACUGCUUUUUGUAUUGGUUAGUUGUAAUCUUAUUUUGGCUGUGCAACUCACAAGAGCUGUGGUUGCUUUAACUGAUGUUCAGUGAUGUACCAAGUGGCUAGGAAUUAGUCCCAUGGAAGAGAGAGAGACUCAUUUCCAGUUUACAGAAUAAACAGGAAUUUUGCUAAAUGCAGAUGCACUUAAUUUGUACAGCUUUUUUUGCCCACUAUAAAUUCAACAACUUUGUAUGGGCAUUUUUAUUUGAUUAUUGUGGUUAGGGUGUAUUUGAGUACACGAUUUUUCAGUGGCAGGAGUGAGUAUUUGCAUAUAGGGUUAUAGAACAUCUGGGGUUUUACUAAUUGCUUGACAACUGCAAGACCACAAAAUCAUUUAAGACUAAAUAACCCUGUACGGCAGUAAAGUAUAAAUAUUUAUACUAGUGUAUGAGGAAGGAGGGUUGCUUCUUUGUUCCUUCAGCGGUAGGUUUUGCAGCUUUUCAGCAAGCCUAAUACUCGGCUAAUUCCAUUCUGCCCUAGUGCUGGUUAGGAGAAUAGCGACAUAGUGGCAUUUGUGCAGAACCACAGGAGCCACAGAUAGUGUCAGGAAGGACAGUGGCCGUCAAGUCAGACUGCAUGUCCCUGUCUGAUCUUGUGGUGGCUGUACUGGCCAUUUGCCCCUUUCUUAAACUGACAAUAAAUGCAGAGUUUGUGAUAAAAAUUUCAUCUGCUGCACCAUGUAAGCUUUGUAGUAGGUUCAGAAUACAGUCUCAUUUGACUGUAAUGUCUGUCACUUUAAACCAUUAUUAGAUUUUGUGAUUUUUCCAUGACUUUUUAGUGGACCCAUUAUUGUGCUGCAAAUCGUACACAGGCUUUGCUUGGUGAGGAUGAAUUUGAUUUAAUUCUAAUGUACUUAAUUAAAAUGUCAGAUAUAAAACUGGCUAGUUAAGAAUGCUGGUUUGAAAAUGACACACUGAUUUGUGUAUGGUAAUCAGGUUGCUUUUUAUUUUGUAGUAGUGAGUGCUAGGUACAUUGCCAAAGUUUACUUUGUACUUCAGUUGUGUUGUGCUACACAGCAAAAAGAAUGUAAAAUUAAUUGCAGAAGGCUGCACACUUGACAUUUUUGUAUAAACAAACCUUUCUGAUGUUGGCAUGGCCUGCAUAUACCAUAUUUUUGAACAGUGCAAAUUUUAAAUGCUUAACUAUGAAUAUAAAAGUUUUAUAUUUUUUGUAGAAGUUUAACACUGCACAGCUCUUCUGUGGAUACUUAAUUGAGACCACUGCAGCUUACAAAAAAUUACUGUAAAGGGCAAAAUGAACAAGUAAAAAUGCAUUAUGUAUGGGUCAUAAUCAAAAAUCUAAUUUUGUUUGUAUUGUUCGUUUCUAUUUAUUUUUAGAUAAUUAUAGUUUUGUAGAAACCAGGUUUACAGUAAACAGGUAAAUUAUAGUUUUGUGUGUGAUAGCCUAAGUGUCUUGAAAUGUAAAUAGUUGUCAACAUAUGUACAUAAUUUUGUAUGAAGCUUCAGAUGUUUAUACUUGGAACAAAGGGGCAAAUGUGGUUUUUUUGCUUCUGUAUUUUUUCUUUUGUAUUGUAGCAUUUCUCUAUGCAAUAAAGCAACGCUGUUUAAAAAGUUCUGUAUAUAGAAAACUUAAUAAACCGAAGUGCCUGUG
This is a messenger RNA of Protopterus annectens (West African lungfish), 3805 nucleotides long. It is a transcript of the gene KLF5, whose product is annotated as Kruppel like factor 5. Gene Ontology annotation, biological process: regulation of transcription by RNA polymerase II. Lineage: Eukaryota; Metazoa; Chordata; Ceratodontiformes; Protopteridae. The transcript is spliced from 4 exons. The record is from RefSeq and is a predicted model, not a curated record. Bases 210 to 1508 code for a protein of 432 amino acids. Gene Ontology annotation, molecular function: RNA polymerase II cis-regulatory region sequence-specific DNA binding; DNA-binding transcription factor activity, RNA polymerase II-specific.